UGGGCAGAUUUUGGAACUAGAAGUCUUCUCCUCUGUAAGAAAUUAUGUGAACUGUGAAUUUCAUCAAUCUACUGAAUAUGUGUGUGCUGUUUGUGCCUCAGUUAUGUUGACAGCAAGGAACGAAUUUCAAAAGGAAUUAUAUAUAAGAGGUUUAAACGAUACACCCUUCGCACACCUAAUUACGAAAUUAAUUAAAUUAAUUGCCCUUUCGUUCGGUACAACACUCUUGAAAAGGGCUGUUUACUCGGACAGAUUUGCAACUUCUCGUCUUUGGCCAUCUCUCUCUCAUGGCUUUGACAACGGCUUCUAAAACUUCUGACAUCGACGGUCGAGUUGUCCCUAGACAGUGAACGAGUUUUGUGUAGGCCGUGCUCAAAUGAUUCUUAUCACUUUGGUUCACGGUCGAAUUGUUCUGCCCCUCCCCCUCACUCCCACCUACCACCCAUGAUUUAUUUGCCAUCAUGUCAUCAUGUCAGCGUUUCAACCAAGCGUGACAGCGGUGCACCAAGUGUUCCACGUUGUUUCCCGGAUCCAUUAAGCCGAUUAAGGUCUCGAUGUGAACACUGCACCCCGGACCCUGCAGUCGUAUCACGAAACGAGGACAGUAAGAUCGACGGAGAAAGAAGGAAAAAAAAAAUCUGACUGUUGGUCUUUUGCAGAAUGUUGACUUUAUCAAACGUCGUGGGACCACCUUCACGCUCGGUAAGAGUCGACUGAAACAAAAAAAAAAAUUCUGCAUUUUAUAUAUUUACUCUCCUUAUAAUGUCAUAGUUCUUUAGUAGUUUCAGGAAACUGGUGUUUUGUUUAUAUUUGUAGAUAUUUUUCUUGUCUAACUAUCGCUUUCCAACGAAUUGUAUUAUUAUAUACGUGCUGCUACAAACUGAAAGAUUUGCAUGUCUACUCAUAAUGUGAGGUCCGGGAUACAAAUGAUGUGAGAUUUCGCAACAAGUAGGGCACAUUCAUACCCGCUGACAAAGUCGGAUGAGUCGACACGGUUGAGCUGCCGUGUUUCUCUAAUAAACUUAGAUGUAUAACCACAGACUUCGGUAUAGCACCAUGCACUCAUAUUCACAUUUAACAGACACGCUCACCUCUAUAACAGAUCACAUACCUUACAUAAGUAAAUACGGACACACUUUAUGCAUGCUCAUGGUCAACAGAUGUCAAUGAAGUUAAUGAAAUUUUAUACAGCCACAGAGAUGAAAAAAAAUCACUUAAUUUUUGUAGUUAUCUUUAGUAUUAUCUUCUAUUUCAUUCAUACAACUAGGAAAAUUUAUUACACACUGUGGAUGCUGCAUUUACAAAGAAGCUGCUUUUUACACUUAAUUAUUGACACCCUAUUCCGCCAACAAUAAAUACAACGAAUACUAGCAUUUGCUGGUGUUUAAAUAAUACAAUCUUCGAUUGCCUCUUAGCUGAUUUCCAGGACCAAUCCUUUUUAAAAUUCUUUGCCACAAAAGCCCUCCAUGAUGGAUUUGAUAGUAACCUGAAAAUAUCAACAAACCGUGGCAUGCAAAAAAUCACUUUGAUUAAAUGCAUUUUCUUAAAACUAGCUUAUCAUUAAUUUAGUGUACAUUAAUUCAUUAAGCUUCUCCUAUGCAAAUUCUUCAGUCAUGGAACUGAUGUAUUGUCCACUGAUGUAUUGUCCUUUGAUGCGGGCGUGUGUGUGUGUGGGUGUGUGUGUGCUCACUUCUGCCAUUGCUGAUGUUAUUGUUGAUGUCUUUGAUUUUUACUGACUGCUUGCAUGCUGGAAGACAAAUCUCCUUUUCUGGACAAUAAAGUAAUCUUAUCUAUCUUAUCUAUCUAUCUUUAUAGUGUUGUGAACUUCAUCAUUUAUUGAAAUGUCUUCAUGAUAUGUUAAAACUAUAUCAUAUUGCAUCAUAUGCAAUGCAAAUUAAUGGAAGACGUAUUUUUGAUCAGACUUUAAAUAGAUAUAAUUUCUUCUUGAAAAAAUCUUCAACUAUAGCUUGCAUGUAUGCCUGAUUCACAAAGAUCUUGGAUUCAUAUAGUAAGAAAAUACUCAUAUAGUAAGAAAAGAAAAUGAAAAUACAAACAACGAUCAGGUACAAAUUGGUCUCCUGUCUGCAAACUCAUGCCUAUCCCUAUACUUUUUGUUUUGUGUUUGUUUCAAAAAUUCGUGUUGCAAGCUGGACCAUGGUGCUAACUUACUGUUAGGAAUGAAAGGAGGGAAACGUUGAUUGGCGAUGAUGUGCAAAAGGUCCCAUGUCGUCAAUAUAGUUCGUGGGUCCUUAGAGAAGCUGCAUGAGUCUUUGUAGCCAAAGAGAGUUUCAAAAAACUUUAUUUACAGUUUUAUACAAUGGCCUUCACUUACAGACACACUGGCAGUCGGUUAGAUACGCUGGAACAUGAUUAACAGCGACACAGGAUGAAAGUAAACAGAGACACCCGCUGACAACGGCGAUCCAUAUGCUGGUUGUGUGAGCAUAAACAAAAAUGCCUGGGCCUAUCACUGAUCCCUUUCCACACUCCAUGGUGCAGCAAGCUGAUGUGCACUUGAUUUAUUAGAAAAGUGGACUCUUGGACUUCUCCGAGGAUGCAGCUAUGCAACAGAAGCAACUUUUGAGACAAGGGACAGCCAUUUAAGCUACACAAGUUGGAGAACGGUCCAUCCACAUCUGUGAAAAUUACUAAGGAGGAGGCUCUACAAUACUACAGAGAUAUGCUGGUCAUCCAACAAAUGGAAACCAAAGCACAUGAAAUGUGCAUGGAAAGAGUCAUCCGUGGAUUCUGCCACCUGUACUUUCGACAGGAGGCAGUGGCAGUGGGUGUGGAACAUGCUAUCACAAAAGAAGAUGCAGUGAUCACCUCUCACCGUGCCCAUGGGUGGACCUACAUGCGGGGUGUCUCAGUUCUGGGCAUUAUGGCAGAGCUCGCAGGUAGAGCAUCAGGGUGUGCGAAAGGUAAGGGAGGCUCCAUGCACAUGUACUGCACAAAUUUCUAUGGAGGGAAUGGCAUUGUUGGUGCCCAGGUUCCACUGGGAGCAGGGAUAGCCUUCGCCAUGAAGUACAGCAAAAAAAGCAAUGUCUGCGUGACAGUGUAUGGUGAUGGAGCUGCCAACCAGGGUCAGAUAUUUGAAGCCUUCAACAUGGCCAAGUUGUUGGACUUACCAUGUAUAUUUGUCUGUGAAAACAAUCUCUAUGGCAUGGGCACCUUGGCAGAGAGAGCUUCUGCCAACACAGACUUCUACAAAAGAGGAGACUAUAUUCCAGGAAUAUGGGUUGAUGGAGUGGAUGUUCUGGCUGUGAAGUCUGCAACAGAAUUUGCCAAGGCAUUUGUCCUCAAAAAUGGUCCAAUCCUUUUGGAAGCAAGCACAUAUCCUCGUUACCAAAUCUACCUAAGGGGUGAUAUUUUCAGAAGUCGUGAAGAGGUUCUGAAGUUAGAUGAAAUUGCAUAUGAAUGGACACGAGAGCCAAUUCGUGACAUGAAAAAACGUAUCCUUUCAGCUGAACUGGCUACUGUGGAUGAUCUACAGAAUAUUGACAACGAGAUUCGUCAAGAGGUAAAGGUAGCAGCAGAGAGGUCAAAAAUUGAUCCUGAGCUUCCAGUAGAAGAAGUAUACACAAAUAUCUACCACCAGCCACCUCCUGAUUUCCGUGUGCGAGGGUGUGACCCUACCAUCAAAGCAGCUACACGUUAAACCAGUUCUUAAAAAAAGAGGCAGUUUAUUCCUAGAAAUAGUGUUUGGAUUUUAUUGAAAAAUGUUUCCUAAUUCUUAUGUGAUAGAGGCUUUUAGUUUUGAAAAACAAAAAAUGUUGAUAAUCUUGAUUGGUUUUAUAAUAGGAUAAUUUGAUUUUAAGAAUUUAAAAAUUAGUUUACCUGCCUUUGGUGCUUGCAACCAUGUUUUUAUUGUGUAAAAUGUACUAUUGUGUGUGUUGAGAGUUUGCGGGCAGCUACAUGCAUGUGGGGUGGGGCUGACAUAAUGUUCUUUUAUGCAUGCUAUUAAUUACAACCUUAUGGGUCAGUGCAUUUCACAAAAUAUAAAAUCUCCGUAGGACAGUGGUAUAAUUUCCAACAGCUUUUAUACCUUUUUUCUAAGAUGCAAGAAAGUAAUUAACAUGUAGAACAUAAGAAUCACAACAACAUCAACAACAAAUGGGUCUCACUCAGUUUGCUUAGUUUACAGCGAAUUAUUAGCUGAGCAUUUUAAAUAUUAUAAUGCAGUUGUGUAAUAUUAUACUCUUCCAGUAAAUCUUUGUCG
Molecule: messenger RNA, 4219 nt
Organism: Pomacea canaliculata
Lineage: Eukaryota; Metazoa; Mollusca; Gastropoda; Architaenioglossa; Ampullariidae
Product: pyruvate dehydrogenase E1 component subunit alpha, mitochondrial-like
Exons: 9
Coding region: 2681-3658 (325 amino acids)
Molecular function (GO): oxidoreductase activity, acting on the aldehyde or oxo group of donors, disulfide as acceptor
Source: RefSeq, a predicted model, not a curated record